Mus caroli (Ryukyu mouse) is the source of this 6014-nucleotide messenger RNA. RefSeq names its product adenylate kinase 9 (gene Ak9). The record is from RefSeq and is a predicted model, not a curated record. Gene Ontology annotation, molecular function: ATP hydrolysis activity; nucleobase-containing compound kinase activity; ATP binding. Gene Ontology annotation, biological process: nucleobase-containing compound metabolic process. NCBI's taxonomy places the organism in Eukaryota, Metazoa, Chordata, Mammalia, Rodentia, Muridae.
AACCGCCUAACAGCUACCUAGAGCCUCAGUAGAGCCUCAGGAGAUAGCUGCUGUCGCGUCCCGGGUCCACAGCAUUUUAAAUUAUGGAUUCUGAAGAAAUGACUGAAGAACAUCAUCCAUUUGCAGACAUCUUUAAUGAAGAUGAAACUGACAGGAACUGUUUGCUGUCCAAACCGACUUGCUUUAUUAUAUUUGGAAAACCUGGGGCUGGAAAGACAACAUUAGCCCGUAACAUAGCACAGGCAUGGAAAUGUAUUCGUGUUGAAGCUUUAUCGGUUUUGGAAGAGCACAUUGCCGCUGAGAAAGAGACCGGAGCUAUGCUGCAGUCACUGCUGGUGAGCGGUCACAGCGUCCCAGACGAGCUGGUCACGAAGUUGAUCCUAGAGAAGAUCAAGUCUCCAGAAGUUGCUCACUUCGGCUACAUCCUCACUGAAAUGCCAUCACUUGCACAAGAUAACAUGACCUCUUUGAAGCAAAUAGAAUUUGUUAAAAAUUUAGAAUUGCAACCUGAUAUCAUAAUCAAUAUUAAGUGCAGUGACUACGAUUUAUGCCAAAGAACUUCUGGGCAGCGGCAGCACAGCACUACAGGCUAUGUAUACAGCAGGGAGCAGUGGGACCCAGAAAUCAUUGAGAGUCGCAGGAGAAAGAAGAGGGACUUCCCCAAGGAAGGGAAGUCUGAAGAGGAAGAAGAGGAAGAAGAACAAGAAGAAGAGGAGGCAUUCAUAGCUGAAAUGCAGAUGGUGGCUGAGAUUCUCCAGCACCUCGUCCAGAGGCCCGAGGACUAUUUGGAGAACGUUGAAAUCACUGUGAAGCUUUACAAGGAGCUACUGCUCAGUGCUUUAGAGGAGGUAAUGGCUGAGCACAAUCCCCAGUAUCUCAUCGAGCUAGAUGGGAACAAGUCACCAGAAGAGCUCUUCAUGACAGUCAUAGAGCGGCUGAAGUACUUGAACGUGAGACGAGCAGCCGUCAUAACCAAGCUUCAGGGUACAGAAGAGGAAAUGACUGACAUAAUAGAUACUGAAGAGCUGUUCCGUACAGUGUCGUCGUAUAAACUCAUUGCGCCAAGGUAUAGAUGGUACCGAAGCAAGUGGGCACGUUCUUGUCCGGUGUCCUUAAAGGAUGGGAACAUUUAUUCAGGAGCAGCAGACUAUACCGUGAGUUUUCUAGGUAAAAUGUACUGCCUUUCUUCUGAAGAAACGCUAAAAUUGUUCUCACUGAACCCCCGCCCCUUCCUCCUACCACCUAUGCCUUUGCCACCAUGCAAAGUCUUUAUAUUUGGACCUGAGCGCGUAGGGAAAACAACGCUGGCCAACCUGAUUGCGGAACACUUCAAAGCCAAGGUAAUUGACUAUGCCGAACUUGUUCAGCCACGUUUUGACAGUGCCCGUGAAAAGCUAAUAAAAGACACCAUAACUGAAGCCACUAACACAGCCAUCAAAGUUGUGCAACAGCGGCUUCUGAAUGAGAUGCAAGCCAAACAGCAAGAGGAGAGAACCCUGAAGGAACUGCAGAUGCAAUACUCAAAAAGAGAGUACAACGACUUCUUGUCAAAAAGUUCUGAAGAGUUACUGUCUCUGGAAGACACCGGCUCCAAAUUAAGCUCCUUAGAGGUUAGCCAGGAAGACAAAUCAAAGUCGGAGACCACCGUGACCGGGGACCAGGUUAAAGAUGUCUCCACAGAAGAGUCGAUAGAAGAGGUGACAGAGAAACACCCAGAGGUGUCUGCCAUAUUAGAGGAUACUCUGAGACAUGCCAAGGAGUUGAACUUUGAGCAGCCACAUGAUAAACAGGCUGAAAUACUGGAGGAAGUCAUCAAAGAGGAAACAGAAGAUAACAAGAAUAGGUUCCCUGGUGCCCCAAAAUAUGGAGGAUGGAUUGUGAAGAACUUCCCUUUAAUUCGAGAACUGUGGAUGUCCCUAAUAGAAAAAGCACUUCUACCUGAUUUGGUUGUCUAUUUAUCAGAUGCAGAAAGCAAUGGAAAACAUGUGUUAAAUAGAUUAUAUUUAAAGAAUAAGGCAGAAAUUGAUGGUAAGAUUUUAGAAAGAUUGCAAGAAGAAGCUCAAGCCAAAAAGAGAGAGGAGGAAGAAAUCCGAAAAGUCAAAGAAGAGGAACUGAGACUGGAAGAAGAAAAACAAAGGCUGAUGGACCUUGCAACUAAGAAAUCAAAAGACCCCGACUAUCCUGACAAUGAGGCCGAGGAGGAGGUUGAUGUUGAGGACUCUGAAAUUCAUGAGGAGUCUGAGGCACAGGAAAUACCUGAGUACACCCGAGGGUCAUCAUUGCCUGAGGCGUCCGAAACAUCUGAGACCCCAGAAGGAGACCAUGAACCUGAAGCAGAAUUCAAGCCUCCUGGGGACACUGCAGUGGAAGCAGAAACUGAAAAGGAUUCCAAAGAGGGCCCGGGGUCUGAAGAGCUUCUGAAAGUCAUGCUGCCGGAGUUUCCAGAAGAUGGCUACCCUAAUGUUCCUGAAAUGGAGCCACUGAAGGAGGUGCUGAGCAAUCACAUUCUCUCCUGGAAACAACUGGAGCAGACGAUUGCGGACAGCAUAGUUUCGACAUUAACAGUGGACAUUUCCAACAAAACGCCCCAGGAGAUCCUGCAGCGUGUAGUUGAGACCAUGGAAAGGCCUUUUAAGUAUAGCGCCUGGGAAUUAAAUGCUGAAGAUUAUGAAGAAGAAGCAGAAGACUAUCAGGCUGAAACAGAAAUCGAUGAGGAGCAGGAGGAAGAGGAAGAGGAAGAAGAGGAGGGCGAAGAAAAAAUUAAAGAAAAGAGAAGACACAUGGGAGAUACCAAACACUUCUGCCCAGUGGUUCUCAAAGAAAACUUUGUCCUACAACCGGGCAACCCAGACGAGGCUGUUAAGUACCGAGAAAAGAUCUACUACUUCUCAAGCACCGAGGCAAAGGAGAAGUUUUUAGAGCAUCCUGAGGACUACGUGUCCCAGAACGAACCAUUAAAGGCUCCUCCGCUAAGGAUUUGUCUUCUGGGUCCUCACGGCUCUGGCAAAACUGUGUGUGCAAGAAAGCUGGCAGAAAACUUUGGCAUUUUUCACAUUCAAUUUGAUGAAUUUCUCCAAGAAAAAAUGCUGCUCAAGGCUGAAAGGAAAUUUGGACCUGAAUUUGAGGAUGAUUCCGAGGAGGAGCAAUUGGUGAAGCAAGAACUUGAAGAGCUUGCAGCUCAGGCGAAUGUGAAGAUUGAAGAGGACACUACAAAGAAGCAGCUUCCAGAUGUACAACUCACAGAGGAAGAAGAAGCAAUCAAGUUGAGUCUAAAUGACAAUGAGCCCCUGCCUUCAGAAAUUCUAGACCCCAUUCUUUCUGAGUGGUGGCUUAAAGAACCAAUACGCUCCACGGGCUUUAUACUGGAUGGCUUCCCGCGGUACCCUGAGGAGGCCCAGUUUCUGGGCGAGCGUGGAUUUUUCCCAGAUGCUGCCGUUAUAAUACAAGUCGAUGAUCAAGAUAUCUUUGAUCGUCUCCUUCCUGCCCAAGUUCAGAAGUGGAAGACAAAACAGCACAAGAAAUUAGAGAGGAAAAAACUCAUCAAAGACCUGAAGACAAAAAUCAAGGAGGACAUGGUCGCUAAAAGGAGAGCUGAACUUAUUUUGGAGAGAGAGAAAAAAAGGAGAGGAGACGGCACCUUUAGAGAUGAAGACGAGUUUAGUGACGAAGAUGCUGAUUACGAGGAUGAUAUUGAGAACAUCCUUGAGGAAGAAUUUCCAAAGGAUGAGGAAGAGAUGAGCGAAGAAGAUGAGGAACAGGAAGCAGACGCAACGGAACGCCUGAGAAACGAGCUUGGGGAGAAAUUUGAAACAGAAACAAAUAAUAUCCAGUCGAUACAGGAUGAAUUCGACAAGGUUUUGAUACCAAUAAUUAUGGUCAACGGAGCUAGGAAAAUGCAUAUUGUACAAUAUGUAAUGAAUAUGAAAUUGAAGCCCCUGGUGGAAAACCGUGAGAGCAUUUUUGAAAAGUGUUACCCGGUAUCCUCACACCUCGCUCAUAAAAUGCUCUCCUUCACCUACAAACACAUGAGUUCAUUUGGCUACUGGGACCCUGUAAAGCUAAGCGAAGGAGAGACAAUCAAACCUGUUGAAAAUGCAGAGAACCCGCUGAACCCUGUAAUCCAUCGUCACUACAUCUAUUUCUUAUCUAGUAAGCAAACUAAAGAGAAAUUUAUGAUGAAUCCCAUCAAAUACAUCCGGCAACCCAAACCCAAAGCCACUAUGCCUGUGCGGAUUAUGAUUGUGGGGCCUCCCAAGUCAGGAAAAACUACAGUUGCCAAAAAGCUUGCAAGUGACUAUGGCUUAAGAUGUUUGUCGGUGGGAGAUGCAUUGCGUGGAACAUUAAGCAAUCACCCAGAUUCAGAGCUGUCACUGAUGCUAAACUGGCACCUUCACAAGGGGAAGACGGUGCCUGAUGAACUGGCUAUUCAAGCUUUAGAUAUCUCUCUGAUGGAAAGUGUGUGCAACACAAUAGGUGUGGUCAUCGAUGGCUACCCUGUCACCCCACACCAGAUGGAUCUCUUAGAGGCGAGGUCAAUCAUUCCCAUGAUCAUCUUUGAGUUGCAUGUGCCGUCCAAGGAGAUUUUCAAAAGACUGCUCUUAGAGAAGAAGAUUGAGCAAAGUAUGUCAUAUCCAAUGCACAACAGCUCACAGAUCAUAGCUUAUAAGAAUGCAAAGUACCGUAAAAACAUCAAUGAGAUCAGGCAAUUUUAUCAAAAGCAGCAUCAAAACUGGCAUGUGAUUGACGGCUUUCACAGUAAAUGGUGGGUAUGGAAUGAAGUCCUCAAAGACAUCCAACAGAUGAAUAAGUACAUACAGACAUACAUGAAAAAAAUAAAGGAAGGGAAAGCCGCAUGCAUUGACAAAUUAUGCAUCACGCCUGAGGAGCUGAUUGCGCGCCUGGGAGAGUUUAAACAGUUCUGCCCUGUCAGCCUAGCAGAAUCGAAUGAACUAAUUGAUUGCUCCGUAACUAGCAGUUUGGAAUUUGCAGCAGAGUUCAGGGGACACUACUAUAAAAUGAGUUCCCAGGAAAAGCUAAAUAAAUUUCUGAAGGACCCGGAACUGUAUGUGCCUCCCUUGGCACCUCAUCCACUCCCACCAGAUGACUUGCUUCCCAAAAGGCUUACACUGUCAGAGCUGAAGGGUCGCUUUCCUAAGUGUGCUGAGCUCCAGGGCUACUGCCCAGUGACUUACCAGGAUGGAAAACAAAGAUAUGAAGCCCUAGUGCCUGGUAACAUUCGAUAUGCUCUAGAGUAUCGUAAUUGCAUAUAUAUUUGUGAGAGUGAAGAAAAACUCCAGAAAUUCAUGAGGUCACCAAUGCAAUACUGGAACCAGAAGCUUCCACGCAAACUUCCCCCGUUAAAGGAAUCCAUCCACCUCACCAGUCUGCCUUUGCCUGGGUAUCUGGAACAGGGGACAGCAACUUCCCUGAUCAAGGCAAUGAAUGCGGCAGGGAACCUGAAACCCAAGCUCCCCUUCCUAAGUGUGAGGAGGUCCGUGCUCCUUUACAUAGCAUUUCAUCUCAAAGCAUUCAAUCCCAAGGGUUCUGAAUAUUCAAGGAAAAAAUAUAAGAAGAAGAUGGAGCAGUUUGUGGAAAGAUGCGAACUCAUAACGUACCUCAGUUCCAAGAUGACCCGGAAGUACAAGGAGCCUCAGUUCAGAGCCAUCGACUUCGACCAUAAGCUACAGACUUUUUUAUCCUUGAAAAACAUAGACCCAGUUACUGGGUAGCUUGCUUAAGUUACAGAGACCCAAAUCCCAGAACUCUCCAAGGGACAGAGGGAAUUGAAGAGCAGAAUUAAUACCCUGCAUUUUCUGACGUAUACUUCCCUCCUGCCUGAUGUUGUGUAUGUAGUUCCUGGGCCUCAGAUGGACUCAAAAGGCCUAACCAUGAAGGGUCACCCUCUGAGUAUUCACUCAGCUUUCAACUUUAUUCCUUUUUUCCCCCCUAAAUUUGAUGCUCCCACAAAAUAGGCAUUCCAUUUGAGAUAUUAAAAUGUAGACGUACUACAUCUA